Molecule: messenger RNA, 1675 nt
Organism: Arabidopsis arenosa
Lineage: Eukaryota; Viridiplantae; Streptophyta; Magnoliopsida; Brassicales; Brassicaceae
Source: the annotation of a GenBank genome assembly
CACCACAAAGCAAACUCAAACCAAAAAAAAAAAAAUUGUUUGUUCUUCCAAUGGAGCUCUUGAGCACGAUCAAUCUUUUAGCAAUAGCUCUAGUGCUCCUUGUAGUUCCGAAGAUAUAUGGAGCUUGUCGGAUCCUUGUUUGGCGGCCAUUGAUGCUAUCAAGAAAAUUCAAGAAGCAAGGAAUCUCAGGCCCAAAAUACAGGAUCUUGUACGGGAAUCUCCGUGAGAUUAGGAAGGUGAAGAACGAAGCUAAGCUUAAGAUUCUUGAUCCAAACUCCAACGAUAUCGUCCCUCGCGUUUUACCUCAUCUUCAGCAAUGGAUGGCUCAAUACGGAGAGACUUUUCUUUACUGGCAAGGAACAGAGCCAAGGUUAUGCAUCUCAGAUCAUGAGCUAGCGAAACAGAUCUUAUCGAACAAGUUUGGUUUUUUUGCUAAAUCAAAGACAAAACCUGAGAUCCUUAAACUUGCUGGUAAUGGACUUAUCUUCGUAAAUGGUCUUGAUUGGGUUCGGCAUAGACGAAUCUUAAACCCUGCAUUCUCUAUGGACAAACUCAAGCUUAUGACCCAAUUGAUGGUGGAUUGCACUUUGAGAAUGUUCGACGAGUGGGGAAAACAGAGGAAUGGUGGCGAAACAGAGCAAGUGGUGUUGAUUAGCAGAGAGUUUAAGAGAUUGACCGCUGAUAUCAUAGCGACGGCUGCGUUUGGAAGCAGUUAUGCGGAAGGAAUUGAAGUGUUUAAAUCACAAAUAGAGCUCCAAAAGUGUUGUGCUGCUGCUCUUACUGACGUCUAUUUCCCUGGAAUCCAGUAUCUUCCUACGCCUUCGAAUCUUCAAAUAUGGAAGCUUGAUAGGAAAGUGAAUAGCUCGACCAAAAGAAUCAUAGAUGCGAGGCUAAAAUCGGAAUCCAAGAAUUACGGAAAUGAUCUUCUGGGAAUCAUGUUAACAGCUGCAAGCUCUAACGAGUCUGAGAAAAAGAUGAGCAUUGAUGAGAUCAUAGAAGAAUGCAAGACGUUCUUCUUCGCAGGACACGAAACAACUGCGAAUCUAUUGACAUGGAGUACAAUGUUGCUUAGCUUGCACCAAGAUUGGCAAGAGAAGCUCAGAGAAGAAGUUUUCAACGAAUGCGGUAAAGACAAAAUCCCAGAUGCAGAGACAUGCGCUAAACUCAAACUGAUGAACAUGGUGUUUAUGGAGUCACUUCGUCUAUACGGACCAGUAUUAAAUGUGCUCCGAUUAGCAUCAGAAGAUAUGAAAUUAGGAAACAUAGAGAUCCCUAAAGGCACGACUAUAGUCCUUCCGAUUGUGAAGAUGCACAGAGACAAAGCCAUUUGGGGAAGUGACGCCGACAAAUUCAACCCUAUGCGGUUUGAAAACGGCAAUUCUCGAGCCGCUAAUCACCCAAACGCUCUUCUCGCGUUUUCAAUCGGACCAAGAGCUUGCAUUGGCCAAAACUUUGCCAUAAUGGAAGCCAAGACAGUUCUCGCCAUGAUUCUUCAACGGUUCCGGAUCAAACUCUCCGCCGAUUAUAAACACGCGCCGGCAGAUCACCUCACUCUUCAGCCUCAGUACGACUUACCUGUGAUGCUUCAACCAAUCGACGGUUGAAGCAAAUGCUUCUACUUUGUCUAUAUAUGAACCUUCAUGGGCUAAAGACUUAAUUAAGAUAUUGGGCUAUU